GAUUAUUUCACAGAGCCAGAUGCCCGGUCCGAUGCAAGCUCUGUCCCCCAAUGGAGAGAACAACAACGACAUCAUUUCGGACAGCAACGGCACCAACAUCAUUCCCUACAGAAAGAACACAGUGCGCGGAGAGCGCGCCUACAGCUGGGGGAUGGCGGUCAAUGUUUAUUCUACCUCAAUCACCCAGGAGACUAUGAGCAGGCAUGACAUCACAGCCUGGGUGAACGAUCUGCUCAGUCUAAACUACACUAAAGUGGAGCAGCUGUCAUCAGGAGCAGCGUACUGUCAGUUCAUGGACAUGCUGUUUCCCGGCUGCAUCAGUCUUAAGAAGGUGAAAUUCCAGGCCAAGCUGGAGCAUGAAUACAUCCACAACUUCAAACUCCUGCAGGCCUCCUUCAAGAGGAUGAAUGUUGAUAAGAUCAUCCCUGUGGAGAAGCUCGUCAAGGGACGGUUUCAAGACAACCUGGACUUCAUUCAGUGGUUCAAGAAGUUCUUUGACGCCAACUACGACGGGAAGGAGUACGACCCGGUGCAGGCCAGACAGGGCCAGGACGCCAUUCCCCCUCCAGAUCCCGGCGAGCAGAUCUUCAACCUGCCAAAGAAAUCCCAGCAUGCCGUCAGCUCUCCCACCGCAGGAGCUACUAGAUCAACCAGUUCAACCCCUAAAUCCUCCACCUCCACCUCCACCUCCCGACCCUCCUCUGCCAAAAAGAUCCCCGUGAUGUCAGCGACACCCGCUAAAGGAGAGAAGGAGCUGGAAGCCCAAGUAACACAACUAAACGAUCAGCUCAAUACAUUAAAGCUAGCACUAGAAGGAGUGGAGAAGGAGCGGGAUUUCUACUUUGGGAAGCUGAGAGAGGUGGAGCUGCUGUGUCAGGAGCAGGGCCAGGACAACGGGCCCUUCGUGGAGAGACUCAUGGAGUUGCUGUACUCUGCAGAUGAGCUGGAGGCAGGCGGAGAGGAGCAUGAGGCUCCGGCUCAGGAGGAGGACGUCCCUGACGACACACAGGACGAAUACUGACCAGCUGUCAAUCAAACAGACACCUGAUCAUACAUGCACUCAGUCAGAAAACUGCUUUGGGUUCAUUUCCUCAAACUCAUGACGGUUUAUUUCUCAUUCGCUUUCGUGAUCUAGGGAUGAGACAAAUUGGCCAAAUAUUCGAACGUGUCUCUCUUUUCAUUCUGAAGCCCUGAACAUGUCAUCUGACAGCAGCUUAAAUGGUGAAUCUUGUUUGUGUGAAGCCUGUGAUAACCACCGCACAUUUUUACUUUAACUGAAGUCUGUUGGCGUUACCACCUCACCGCACCGAUGAAGGAGAAUUGACAUUUUUCUCUUUAAGCUGUUAGAUGUGACGUAUCAAACCAUUACAUUUAAAAAUAUUACAAUAAGAUUAGCUCAGAGAGCUAUUAAUACAGUUUGUGAAAUAUCGCCUCCUGGUAGAUUCCUCAAGAAGACUAACCAUUGGUUACCACGGUAAAUUUAGCAUUAUAACCUAAUGCUCACUGGUAAUAUAAACCAAUGUGAUUCGUUUGGAAACAAUGCUAAAUUUUUCUCCAUGUUAGAUUAAAUAUACUCAUUUUUUUUGGGUAAAUGUGUCUCAGCUUCACAGAGGUGGAAGCCAAUCACAGUGUUUGAUAGGAAGCAUUUUAUUUGAACCGUGCAAUCCGUAUUCUGCGUCUAAACAUGUUUUACUUUAUAUGUACAGUAAAAGAAACCGGCGUCAUCUGAAUAAAACAAUGCAUAUUAAAGAUUUUUGUUAACUGUUGUUCUAAAGCACAGGUCUUCUGAACAGAAAACAGCAUCCUCGUGAUCUCCCGAUACUCGUCAAUAUUCUCCACAGGUCAACGCUUAUGUCAUUUAUUAUUGUGUACAAUGAAAAGGAAUGUAAACAAAUGUACUGUUAAUAAUUAUAAAUAGACGAUGUUUUUCUUUUUAUUUCCCUCACAGUAUCUCCCCGUAUGCAUUCCCCAGAUGUGUUGCAUGUUUGCAUUUUAUUUGUGAAUAACUUGACCUGCUUUUUACAUAUUUAAUAAAAAAAAGAAAAUGAAAACAAAAAUGAUGUUAAAAUGUUUUUUUGUAUGUUUAACUUGCUGUUUAAAAUCUUUGGAGAUAUGAUAGGCUUGCCCUCUAAUAAAACCCUUUCGCUUUCAAAAGGAAUAAA
This is a messenger RNA of Cyprinus carpio (common carp), 2162 nucleotides long. RefSeq names its product microtubule-associated protein RP/EB family member 2. Gene Ontology annotation, cellular component: cytoplasmic microtubule; microtubule plus-end; spindle midzone. Lineage: Eukaryota; Metazoa; Chordata; Actinopteri; Cypriniformes; Cyprinidae. Gene Ontology annotation, biological process: spindle assembly; regulation of microtubule polymerization or depolymerization; protein localization to microtubule plus-end. The record is from RefSeq and is a predicted model, not a curated record. Gene Ontology annotation, molecular function: microtubule plus-end binding.